GGCUUACUUUGGUCGUCGGAACGCCCAUAGAGGCACGACAUUUUAAAUUUGAUAAUCUAAUUGGGCGUUUAUGAAAAACUGAGAUUUCUCAGACAAUAUUUGCCUGGACGACGUGAUUUUUGUUGUAGAGCGGUAGAAUUGCAGAGCCUGAGGCUACAACAAGGUUAGCAGACCCGACCAUUAUACCAUAGGUCAGGUAGUAAAAGGUGCCUUGUUCCACUGAAUAUAUACUAUUCAAAGAACAUGUUUAUAAAGGUACCGUAUGGCAUAAGUUAUACAGUCAUGUAUGUGAGCUGGUUUUUCUUCGUUGUUUCCUUGUCUUUGGCCUCCAGUAGUAUUAUGGCAUGCAAAAAAGCUCAGAACAAGCCAGAGUGGGAAAAUCUAAUGUUGGCCCAGCUAUGGCCUCCCACGUUUUGUAUGUCUCAAAAGGAUCUACAUAGCAGAGCAUGCAAUCCAGCAAACUUGACCAAGUGGAUUAUCCAUGGACUUUGGCCUAUAAAAGACAUACCUGGUCAUGUUACCGACUGCCUUCCACAACAGACGUUUGAUUCAGCAAAAAUCAAGGAUAUUGAAAAGGACCUGAAUAGAACCUGGCCAUGUUUAGUUACUAGUCUGCCGUAUACUUGGAUUUGGCAACAUGAAUGGUGUGAACACGGAUCAUGUGCGCAAGUCAGCCCUGAACUUCAAGGAGAGGCGAAAUAUUUCAGAAAAACGAUUGACUUACAUAAUAAUUUUAGUAUCGAUAUGGCUUUAAAAUCAGCAUCCAUCAUACCCGGGAAUGACUAUUAUUUGUCUAAUAUUACUAACGCCAUCUACGACACUUUCAAAGUGUAUCCUGAUGUGAUGUGCACGUCUGUACAGGGCAAACGAUUCCUCAGCGAAAUUAGGAUUUGUUUCGAGAAAGAUUUUACGUUGAGGAAGAGAUGUUACUCGUCUAACCAAAUGACGUUUGAGAAUGACUUCAAUUGCAGUACAAAGUAUCCAAUUAAUUAUCCAAAAUGAAUGAUGCUUAACCUACGGCUCAUCAAGGUUGACUUACUGGUAGGCCAACAAAAGAGGGGAAAAUUAAGGUUUUUAAAGAAGCUCACUACAUUCCUCCUCGUCUCAUGUUUGAGCAAAAUAUAUUGUUCACAUAGGAAUGAAUGUUAAUAGUUUUUGUGAGAGCUACUUCAAGCUCUUAUUAGAAUAUGCUUAAUUAUUUAGAAUAAAGAAAUAAAAUGUUAUUUAUAUGAAUCUAUAUAUUAUUUUAAGUAUUUCCAGCCAUAUACAAUAUUUUUUUUUAGAAGAGAGAAGCUUUACAUUAGUUUUUUAACAUAAAAUGAAAAAUAAAAAUGUGUUUAAUUUUUGUUUUCUUUUUAAAUUUUCAUUAAUUAUUUAAUUUACUGGGUGGCUCUCAUGCUUGCGACCUCUUGUCUUAAUGUCUCCCUACAGUCUUACAAUUUCAAUUUUCUUUUAUCCUUUUAUUUUAAACAUUAUGAUAUAUUAUUUUGUCAACCGAUUCUACCUCAUAGAUCAUCAUUCAUGAUACUGUCACCAAACCUGAAAAGGGGAUUCUGAUCAGAUGAUUGGUGACUGGUGCUGUCACCAGUAUAGAAGUGUAUCAGCAUUUUAUUUGUCACCGAAACUGAUCAUUUAGGUAGAAUCGGCUGAUUUUGUUGGAUUGAAUAAAUUGAUUUGUGAUUUGUGAAAUGAUAGCAUGCCCAAAUGUCGGCGUGUGUUGGGAUAACAUGUAACCAAAAUAUAUGAGCUACUACUGAAAAAUAAAUUUAUUUCAAUAUAUAUUAA
Molecule: messenger RNA, 1785 nt
Organism: Anneissia japonica
Lineage: Eukaryota; Metazoa; Echinodermata; Crinoidea; Comatulida; Comatulidae
Product: ribonuclease T2-like
Exons: 10
Coding region: 244-1002 (252 amino acids)
Biological process (GO): RNA catabolic process
Cellular component (GO): extracellular region
Molecular function (GO): RNA binding; ribonuclease T2 activity
Source: RefSeq, a predicted model, not a curated record